AUGGAAGAGAAGAAGAAAAAGGAGAAACCAGAAGAGCAACUUACAGAACCUGAAUCAGCUUUCCCAGAAGCCUUACUAGAAUUUCAAAUUGAGACAAAAGAAGCAGCAAUUGAUCGGGUUUUGUUUGAUCUGAAACAAGUAGAAGAAAAGAACAAAGAAUGUCAUGAAAGAAAUGACCUUCUGAAGGAAGAACAGCAGGCACAGAUCAGACGCAUACUAAGACAAAUAGAAGAAGAAGAGAAACAACAAGAUGAAAAGGAGGUUGUAACUAGGGAUGAUGUGGAAGAGUCACUGAAAGCAAAAUGGCAGUAUGUUAAGGACAAAGAACAACUACUGAAAGAUCUGCACUCCCAAAUUGAAGAAACUGGCCAAAGACUUUCAGUAAAGCAGGGUGAGAGGGAUUAUUGGUUGGAGUACAAAAAUGUAGGAAGUAAAAUACAGGCCAACAAGAUUAUGAAUCUGGAAAAAGACAUCAAGGAAGUCAAAGAUGACCUUCACAGGGCUACAGAAUAUUACAGAAAUGCUUUGAAAGCAGUGAAAGAAGAAAAGGACAGACUGGUUGAGAGGCACAUGAAGUUAAGUAAGGAACAGGCGCCUGAGAAUGCUGUAAGAUACUUGGACAAAGACAGUCGCAGAGAAAUUGAAGAGAAUGAAUGGCUAAAAGAAGAGGUUAAGAUGUACCAAAAGGAAGUAAGUGAUUUGAAAACCUCUAUUCAGCUCCUGGAAGAAGAAAAUAUCGGUUUAGUGACAAAACUGAUUGAUAGCAGGCUUCAGAAUCUGAGACCACCCAGGCAUCUGUUUCUUACCCAGGCAGCUGGCUUGCAAGAUGAAUUUCCUAAGGAUGAAAUGAAAGAAGUAGAGUAUAGAGAGUAUGCAGCAAAGACAGAUGGAGAUGAAAGCCUCAGAAGUGCCACAGUCUCCUGUCAGAAAAAAAAGGCCUUUGCAAAGAUUCAGUCUAAAACAGAGAAUGAGAAGCCUCAAGAAUGUGAUGAGGAACUGUGGGAAAAGUCCUUCACUCCAACUCUUGAUAGCUUGUUGUAUGAAGAUGAACAUGAUUUCCAGGAAUACUUAAAACUGGGUCCUCUGGAGACAAACCUACUGUGUGUGGUUGGAAGAGCCAUGCCUAUUCAUAAAGAACCAGAAGAAAUGCCAGGCAGGAGCCACGCAGAAGAUGGCAUUAUUGGUAAAUCAGACAGGCACAUCACAGCUCAGAUGAUCAAGGCCUUAUCUAAAGUAAAGGUUGGUUAA
This is a messenger RNA of Pelecanus crispus (Dalmatian pelican), 1248 nucleotides long. Lineage: Eukaryota; Metazoa; Chordata; Aves; Pelecaniformes; Pelecanidae. The record is from RefSeq and is a predicted model, not a curated record.